AUGUUGCUGCGGAUAGUUGUAUUCUGUGGGCUUAUUGUUGCUGCUGUUUCUAUUAAAUGUCAGCAGAAAUUGACCAAUGAUAAAGAGGCCACCGAAGUUGACUGCGGUGAUUGUGGCUUCUGUCGCACCAUCUCGCUAAAGACGCCCGAAGGUUCCGAGAACCCCAGCAAUGUCAACGCCCAAGGAUGUGGAUGCGGAGAGAAGGCGCUCAGCAAGUUGGAGAAGGACGACCGCGUCAAGAAGAUGCACGACUGCUUUGAAGCCUCAAACACGAAUGCUGAGUUCUCCUCUGAAGGAAAACCCAAUGGUUUCCUAAAGGAUAUCUGCUGCGCGGAGUCGCAAUGCGGAAAAGGUGGCGAGAAGAAAGAUGAGACGAAGCCGGCAGAGAAGAAGGAGGAAGAAAAGCCGAAUGGCGAGAAGAAGAAGCCGGAGGACAAGCCAAAGGAGGACAAGCCAAAGGAGGACAAGCCAAAGGAGGACAAGCCAAAGGAGGACAAGCCUAAGGACGACAAGAAGCCCGAAGGGGUAAAGAAGGAUGAUAAAGAUAAGAAAGGAAAAGAUGACGACAUGAAGAAGGAUGACAAGCCUAAGGAUGAGAAGAAACCCGAAGAGGAUAAGAAGAAAGAGGAAGGAAAGGACGAGAAGAAACCGGCAUUGAAGGGAGAUGAGAAGCCGAAAGAGGAAAAGAAGGAUGACAAGGCGAAGAAGCCUACUGAUGAGAAUAAGAAAGACGAGAAGAAGAAGCCGGCAGAGGACAAGAAGAAGGAAGAGAAGAAGCCUGAUGAGGAGAAGAAGAAGCCAGAAGAGGAGAAGAAGGACGAGAAGAAGAAGCCAGAGGGAGGUGACAAGAAGAAAGACGAUAAGCCGGAGGAUGCCAAGAAGGAUGAUGAUAAGAAGAAGCCAGAAGAUGAUAAGAAAAAGCCCGAGGAGAAGAAAGGGGAUGAUAAGCCAAAAGACGAUGACGAUGAAGAGGACGACAAGGAGAAAGAUGACAAGAAGCCCAAGGAUGACAAGAAGAAGAAGCCGAAAUCAAAGAAGGGAAAGAAGGGAGGUGGACUCGCCGGAUUCCAAGAAAAACUCGCAUCGAUCGACUCGAGGAUCAAACACAUUGAGGAUUUGCUGACGAUUGUUGCCGAGAAGGCGAAGGCUGAGAAGAGGGCCGCUGGUGUGCGGCCA
This is a messenger RNA of Mesorhabditis spiculigera, 1176 nucleotides long. The record is from the annotation of a GenBank genome assembly. Lineage: Eukaryota; Metazoa; Nematoda; Chromadorea; Rhabditida; Rhabditidae.